Molecule: messenger RNA, 1545 nt
Organism: Vombatus ursinus (common wombat)
Lineage: Eukaryota; Metazoa; Chordata; Mammalia; Diprotodontia; Vombatidae
Gene: MORC3
Product: MORC family CW-type zinc finger 3
Exons: 12
Coding region: 133-1545 (470 amino acids)
Cellular component (GO): PML body; nucleus
Molecular function (GO): ATP hydrolysis activity; zinc ion binding
Source: RefSeq, a predicted model, not a curated record
GUCAUGGGAAGUGGGUGGGCGGAGUCACGUCUCAGCCAAUCGCUUCCCCCCGGAAGUAGGUGGGGAAGUGCAGGUAGUGCCUGCUAGUCGGGUUGCCCUGGAGGCUGUUCUCGGCUUUGUAGCCGACCCAAGAUGACGGCACAGACACACAGCGGGAUUCGGCUGAGCGCGCUGUGUCCAAAAUUUUUGCAUACAAAUUCCACCAGUCAUACAUGGCCUUUCAGCGCAGUUGCUGAACUGAUAGAUAAUGCUUAUGAUCCUGAUGUGAAUGCUAAACAGAUAUGGAUUGAUAAGACUGUUAUAAAUGACAACAUAUGCUUGACAUUUACUGACAAUGGAAAUGGCAUGACUUCAGAAAAGUUACAUAAAAUGCUAAGUUUUGGCUUUAGUGAUAAAGUUUCAAUGAAUGGUCGUGUCCCAAUUGGAUUAUAUGGAAAUGGAUUCAAGUCAGGCUCAAUGCGCCUAGGUAAAGAUGCAAUUAUUUUUACCAAAAAUGGUGAAAGUAUGAGUGUGGGCUUAUUGUCACAGACCUACCUGGAAUCUACAAAAGCAGAACAUGUUGUUGUCCCAAUAGUAGCAUUCAACAAGGACCGACAGCUCUUUAAUUUAGCUGAGACAAAAGCCAGUCUUAGAGCAAUUCUGGAGCAUUCUUUAUUUUCUACGGAACAGAAAUUAUUGGCUGAACUUGAUGCUAUCAUUGGUAAAAAAGGAACAAGAAUCAUCAUUUGGAAUCUUAGGAGAGACAACAAUGGAAUAACAGAAUUUGAAUUUGAUAAAGAUAAAUAUGACAUUAGAAUUCCUGAAGAUUUAGAUGAAACAGGGAAAAAAGGAUACAAAAAACAAGAAAGAGUGGACCAAAUUGUUCCUGAAAGUGACUAUUCCCUGAGGGCUUAUUGCAGUAUACUAUAUUUAAAACCAAGAAUGCAGAUCAUUUUACGAGGACAGAAAGUGAAGACACAGUUGGUCUCCAAAAGUCUUGCUUACAUUGAGCGUGAUGUUUAUAGACCCAAAUUUUUAGCUGCUAAAACGGUAAGAAUUACCUUUGGAUUUAACUGCAGAAACAAAGAUCAUUAUGGGAUAAUGAUGUAUCACAAAAAUCGGCUCAUCAAAGCUUAUGAAAGAGUUGGUUGUCAGUUAAAGGCAAACAACAUGGGUGCUGGUGUAGUUGGAAUUAUAGAGUGUAACUUCCUAAAGCCAACUCACAAUAAACAAGAUUUUGAUUACACAAAUGAGUACAGGCUUACCAUAGCAGCACUGGGAGAAAAGCUUAAUGAUUACUGGAAUGAAAUGAAAGUGAAGAAAAAUGCAGAAUGUCCUCUGAAUUUGCUUGUUGAAGAUAUACAGAAACAGCCUGACCAGACAUGGGUUCAGUGUGAUUCCUGCCUAAAAUGGCGAAAACUACCAGAUGGAAUAGAUCAACUUCCUGAAAAAUGGUAUUGCUCUAUGAACCCUGACCCACAGUUCAGGAAUUGCCUUGUACCAGAAGAACCUGAAGAUGAUGAUUUGGUGCAUCCCACAUAUGAAAAAACCUACAAAAAAAAGUAA